AUGACGAGCACCCCGCAGCACCAAGACUUCUAUUUUGUGGUGGAGAAGAUUGACGUGGUGCCUGAGCUUAGGGAACGGGCACAGCAAUAUGAGAAGAGCAUACGCGAUAGCAACGCAAAGCAUGUAGGCCAGCUCUUGGGCAUCCACUACACAAAGAUCACCAAGGAUUCGGUGGAAGCCACUAUGCCCGUGACCGACAGACACCACCAAGUCAUUGGCCUUCUGCAUGGAGGCCUCAAUGCUGCCCUUGCGGAGGACGUGGCCAGCACAGCUGCUACGCUGCACGUCGCCGACAUGGCCAAGCAGUUCGUUGUGGGCAGCACCAUCACUGCUAACCACAUCCGCUCCGUCACCAGUGGCUUUGUUACGGCCACGGCGACAGUACAGCACAAGGGCCGUAGGCAGCAGGUGUGGCAGGUCACCAUCCGCAACGAGAAGGGCGAGGUCGCGUGCGUGUCCUACUGCACCCUCGUCGUGCUCGACAAGAAGAGCGUGAUCGGAUCCGCCCAGAGGAACCACCAGCAGCAGCAACAGCAAGGUCAAGGCAAGGCCAAGCUCUGA
This is a messenger RNA of Acanthamoeba castellanii str. Neff, 561 nucleotides long. RefSeq names its product thioesterase family protein. Bases 1 to 561 code for a protein of 186 amino acids. Gene Ontology annotation, cellular component: cytosol. The record is from RefSeq and is a predicted model, not a curated record. Gene Ontology annotation, molecular function: 1,4-dihydroxy-2-naphthoyl-CoA thioesterase activity. NCBI's taxonomy places the organism in Eukaryota, Discosea, Longamoebia, Acanthamoebidae. The transcript is spliced from 5 exons.